CAGAAAACUCACCUGCAUCCAUGCUGCAACGUCGCUAAAAUUUCUGCUCUUCUCUGCGAAAAAAAAAAAAACCCGACGUUUCUCGGGGGCUUCAGGUGGAAAUUAAAGACGACACAAAGAUGCGACGUCUGGGCUCCGUUCAACAGAAGAUACCGUGUGUGUUUCUGACGGAAGUGAAAGAAGAACAGUCCAGAAAACGAGCCUGUCAGCAAUUUCAAGUUGUCGCCACUGAAAAUGUGAACCCUGUCGCUCUGGAGGCCAAUGUAGAUUGUGCACUCGCCACAGAGAAACUGGAUGGUACCUGCUGUUAUGUCACAGUUUAUAAAGAGCAGCCGUACCUCUGGGCUCGACUUGACAGGAAACCCAACAAACAAGCGGAGAAGAGGUUCAAAAAGUACCAGCACUCUCACAGGAGCUGUAAAGGUUUCACGUGGAACGUAGAAGAAGAUUUUAAGACGGUGCCGGAGACGUGGAUCCCAGCUCACAGGGUCAAACAUCUCAAUGGCCACCCGCUGCCUGACGAACACGGACACAUUCCAGGCUGGGUUCCAGUGGAGAAGGACAACAAGCAGUACUGUUGGCACUCCUCUGUGGUGGAUUAUGAAGUCGGGGCGGCUCUUGUUCUCAGGCCCAACGCCGACAAUGAAGACGCGCUGGAGAUCACUACUGUUCCACUGGCUGAGCUCAUGGAACAAACGCUGGAGCUCAUCGGAACCAAUGUCAAUGGGAACCCUUAUGGACUGGGGAGUAAGAAGCAGCCUGUCCACUGCCUGGUGUCACACGGGAGUGUUUAUAUCACAAACCCUCCACCCGUAGACUUCCAGCAGCUCUGCUCCUGGUUCCAGGAAAAUCCAGAGGGCCGAGUGGAGGGCAUCGUCUGGCACUGCAAUGACGGCACACUCAUUAAGGUUCAUCGUCAUCACCUGGGACUGAAGUGGCCCGAUGGGGAUUCUUCCUUCGGUGACAGGUCCGUGAUCAUUAAUGUCGACUGGACAGUUGACGAGUACAACAACAGCAAGGACUUGUUCUCAUCUUUCUCCUCACUAAAUGGACACUGCUUCAGUCGGCUCCAGGACAUCCAGUUCGACCCCUAAAACCAAAGGCUGCGAAUACGAAACAUUCCCUCCCCUAAACCGUCUUCUGUGACCCUGCAAGGAUUUAUUACUUUGCCGAUAGUUGUCAGAUAUUUUUGCCUGUAAUUCCAGAUGAGUGGUUUAAAAUUCCCUGUUUAAAUCACUAAAAUUUUCAGUGGAAACAAAUGAAAUGCACUGAUGUAGAACUACAGGUUCCACAUAUCAAGAUUAGUCUUAAUAAGUCUAGAUCAGAAUGGUUUACAAUGAGGCAAGGCUAGGAUCAAACCUUGAGGAUCAGACAGGAACAGUGGUUUGUAUUAAAGGCGCUAUUUGAAAAUUUUGCUGUUGCUACAUAGCUGUCUUGAGAGGUGGAAAGUAAUGCCAAUGUUAACUCUUCUCUCUAUAACAUCUUUUCUGCUAUUGAAUUUGCUUUGCAAAAAUGUGUACAGCUUUGAGAUGUAUUCACAUUACAGCAGAAAAACAACGGUCUUAUACUGGGGGUUCUGCAGUGGUCGGUGUAGUAUUUACCACUCUAAAACUCCUGGUGGCGCUGUGCCAAAAUGCAGCUACCUUAGCUACAGAAACAUUUGAGACAUUAACAAUAAUAUGCAUGCUGAUAUUGCACACAGAGAAUAUAUUCUUAGUCUGGUCUCACUGUGAUGCCAGUUGGUUAUUGUAGAGUUCUGAAAAUUCAGAAACAAGUAAUAAGCUUUUCAUCCAUCAGAGGUCAGCACAGCUCAGAGCAAAGUUCAGCAAAUCUGAAAGAGGAAGUGCACACAAAAGCUUUUUUUUUUUGCUGCAAUAAUGUGAAUAUGCCUUUACUGUAAAAAUGACUGACCAACUGGACAUUUCUAGUUAGUGAAGCUGCUUAAAUGUUCCAUUAAUAUAAUGUAAAAACUAUGCUACAGCUGUUUCAUUGCUAAUGAGGAAUAAAUAAAGAGUAUGUUAGAAUUUC
Messenger RNA from Seriola aureovittata, 2028 nucleotides. It is a transcript of the gene rlig1, whose product is annotated as RNA 5'-phosphate and 3'-OH ligase 1. The coding region runs from base 120 to 1094 and encodes 324 amino acids. Gene Ontology annotation, biological process: response to reactive oxygen species. The record is from RefSeq and is a predicted model, not a curated record. The transcript is spliced from 7 exons. Lineage: Eukaryota; Metazoa; Chordata; Actinopteri; Carangiformes; Carangidae. Gene Ontology annotation, molecular function: RNA ligase (ATP) activity.